GAAAGCAUGAAGGAGCAGCGCUGCGGAUAUCGCGAGAACCCGCGGAGCAGCGCGAGAAGAACGGCUACAGGCAAGGCACAGCAAUAUUCAUAUUUAGCAACAGCAGCAGCAGCAACAACAACAACAACAGCAACAACAACCAUAAUAAAAAUGAUUAUCACGCCAGCUAGACUGGAACCAUGUCGAACCGCGGUCUAGUCCCGGAGAAAGGCAGAUGAAAACACCGGAGUGCGAAAUCCAGGAUGUGGCCAUGCUCCUUUGGAUGUAUGAAAGACGGUGAAGAAGGCGCAGACCUUGAGAAUCUCACACAUCCAACCUCCUUUGCCCUUCCACUCAUUGGCUCGUCGAUACCCAUUUUUUUUUCUUUUUACGAUGAUAAAUAAUUAAAAUUUCAUGAAAGAAUGUAGCAAAGAGCUUCGCCUUGCAGAUAUUUGACCUCUUCUAAACCCCAUCAUGCAUGGGUUUGGUGCAUUGUCUUUUUAACUGUUCGUUUUAGAUGGAGCUGAGCACGACACUAAAGUUCACACCAAUUUGUAAAUUAUUAGACCAAUGUGCCGUGUUUGCCCCCACCCGAUUACCCCAGCUGUGCAAUCACUUCGGGUUUUUGUUGUAUGUUUGAAGUGAUUUGAAAGCUCAUCAGUCAGUCAGUGCGCCUGGCCCCUCAGGAGAAUGAACGGCUCUCUUUUAACCCCGCCCAGCCCCCGGGCGGCAAAUUCAUCUCCUUUGCCUCCAUCACCUUCCCCGUCUCCGUCUCCGCCAUCUCCCUCUUUACUGCCCCUGUCCACCCGGCCGCCUCCCCUGCCACCUCUGGUGAGCCCUCCACCCCAGGCUCACCCGUCCUCCCUGUCAGACACCCCCACACCAUCCCCUUCGCCUUGCCUGAGCUGGACCGAAUUCUGUGAGCUCCAUGCCCGCGUGGCAGCCGGUGACUUUGCACGCCACUUUCGAGCUUUUCUCUUGGAGAACCCCCACUACUCCCCAGACUCAGCAGCCGCCUUCUGCCGCCGCUUUACCGACCGCUUUGUUCGUCACUUCCAAAGCGAGUUGGAGGGGGCGCCUCCGCCUAGCUGUGCCAGUGGGAGGGAUGACAUGGGGAGCUGGGCUCCCCAGUCAGAUGCCACUUCUCUAGAAGAGGAGGCGGUUUCCCCCCUGCCAGCAUCUGGGGGUGCUGUCCUCCCUUGUGCCCCAACAAACCCAACACGGGCCCCAGCCAAGCCCGCGCCAACACGCCUCGUGUUGGAGAACCGCAGCCGAGAUAGGUUUCAAGACUCCCAGUAUAGCCUCACCCAAAUCUUGCCUCCAUCUUCCUCCUCGUCGUGCUGCUCCUCAGUCGGAGGGAACAAUGGGCGGCGUGAGGAGAGGGGGGGCAUGGUGGUCCCUGGGAAUGGGGAGGCUCCGGUUGAGGAGGAGGAGGACAGCUGGCUGGGGGUGGCAGCUGUGGGUGAAGAUGCUGAGCCUGAAGAGAGGGAAGCAGAAUCCACAGAGGUGUGCCUGGACAAUGCAGACCCCUCCCACACUCCUCAAAUUCCACCUUCCUCUUCCUCUGCCACUCCUCCACCUGGCUCCAAGGGCAACGGGACACCCAACUCCUCCAAAAGCAAACUGAAGAAGCGCUUUUCGCUGCGGAGUGUUGGUCGCAGUGUGCGGGGCAGCGUCCGGGGCAUUCUGCACUGGCGAAGCUCCUCCAGCGACUCGGCCCAGAGCCAGAGCCAGCUGCCCUCCAGCUAUAGCUACACUAUGGGCGUACAGGACCCCGCCUUGGCUUCAGCCUCUAAGAGGAACUCUGGAACGCAGCCUCCUACGCCCACCUCCUCCAUGCCCGUCUCCCUGUCCCUGCCCCUCUCCCUGCCCCAUUCCUCCUCCUCCUCUCUGCCCCCCUCCUCCUCCAGCAGCGCCACGUCUCUUUCUCUUUCGGAGGCGGCUCGUGACCGGCGGCGGAGCAACGGUGAAGGUGGCGAGAAGGAGAAGUGGAGCCAGCGGCUGGAGAAACUCAGGCUGUCACGGUCGCCGCCUCCUGUCCUCACCUCAGCAACCGUCGGUUCUCACUCCUCCUCCUCCACACUGCCCCCCAGCAGUGCUGCCGCUGCUGCCAUGGGACCCCCCAGGAAGGUGGGCCGGCUCGUGCGGGAGGGCGGGGUGAGCGUUAGUUCUUCGAGUGACGAGUUUAGUGGGAGCCACGGCUUCUCCGGCUUCUCCUUUGGCCUGCUGCAUCACGGUACGGACAAUAGUAACGCCGCCUCGGCGUCAGCUGCUACAGCCCAGGCAGGUCCAGUGCAGCCUCUGGCCAGCGGAGGCAACGUGCCUUGGAGAGGAGGCCGCUGGCAUAAAUGUCGUCUGGUCCUUAGGGAGAGGGACAAAGAAGGUGUUGAGCGGGGAGAGGAAUACUACCUGGAAUUCUUCAUCCCACCCAAAUCGUCCAAGCCCAGGCUGACUGUUCCAUGCUGCUCUAUUGUGGAUGUGAGGAGCACCACGGCGCUGGAGGUCCCCGACAAGGAGAACACCUUUCUCCUGCAGCUGGACGGGUCAGUGCAGUAUGUGAUCGAGACUCGUGACGCCGUGCAGAUGAGAGCCUGGCUGAGUGACAUCAGGAAUGGCAUCUGUCUCAGUGAACAGGAAGAUGCUGAAGGUGUGUGUGUGGGGCCGCUGGACAUUAGUGGGACGCCCGAGUUUGUCGAUCGCCUUUCACAAGUGUGUUAUGGAGGUAUUGGAGGCUCCUCACCUCUGAUGGAUCCUCUCCCACCGGAGCUGCCGCCUCGAGCCCCUCUGGAUGAACCGGACGGCCGGGUUCUCGGGGGAGGCGGGGCGAGUCUGGGUACACCGUUUGCUGAGACACCAGAUGCCACAGGCUCCUUCCUCUUCUCGGAGACGACGUCCGCCGAGACGGUGGAGCACCCGCUCAGCGAGUGCCAGUGGUUCCACGGCACCCUGUCACGCCUAAAGGCCGCCCAGCUGGUGCUGGCUGGCGGCACGGCGAGCCACGGCGUCUUCCUCGUACGCCAGAGUGAGACGAGGCGCGGCGAGUACGUCCUCACCUUCAACUUCCAGGGCAAGGCCAAGCACCUGCGUCUGUCCCUGAACGAAGACGGCCAGUGCCGGGUGCAGCACCUUUGGUUCCAGUCCAUCUUCGACAUGCUGGAGCACUUCCGGGUGCACCCGAUCCCCCUGGAGUCCGGCGGCGCCUCGGACGUCACGCUCAUCAGCUUCGUGGGUGCCACCGCCAUUCGCCAGCCAGGCCGGGACAGGGCAGGCAGCCGGCCUACAGUCUGUGAUGUCAUCACCACGCGCCAUCCUGACUCUCCAUCAACCCCCAUCUCUGACUGUGUACUUGACCAGCAGACCCCGUAGCCCGCCUCAGCCUCCUCCCCCUCCCCUGCCACCGGGCCGCCCGCCACCCCCCACGCCGCCGCAGGAGCGAGGGAACGAGACGGAGCUGGGUGGAGGAGGAGGAGGAGGAGCGAGCGCCGUGACGACGGCAAUGACGGGAGUAGGAGCGGGAGGAGGAGGAGGAGGAGGAGCAGGCGGCAGCGGAGGAGGAAGUGGGGGUAGUGGGAGUGGAGGAGGAGGAGGUGGAGGAGCAGCAGCAGCAGCAGCAGCAGCAGGAGGAGGAGUUGAGGACUGGGAGGAGAGGGACAGGGACACCCCUCUCCGCCAACUGGAAGCCGUGGAGGGCGAAGAGAGGGAAGGAGCGAGGGCCCCCCGAGCCAUUCUUAACGAAUACUCCGUCUUCUGAUGGUGGGAAGGGCGGCGAGGAGGGGGACGAGUGUGUGUGUGUGUCCGUGUACGCGAGUGUGUGUAUGAGUGAAAGGGAGAUCGAAUGAGGCGGCGUACAUCAUAGCCAUUCAUAACCAGUAUUUUUUAUUUUUGUUAGCAAGGUGGAGGUGAGGAGGAGGAGGAGGAGGAGGAGGUGGAAAAAAAAGACUAAGUACUAACACUAUAUGUGAGAGAGAGGAGACUCUAAGCAGACGGAGAGCAGGGUGAGAGCAGCUUUUCGAACACUAAAUAACGGUACUUUAACUUUAUUUUUAGCCAGAUAAGCUUGUUUUUUUUUUUUUUUGCCGGUACGCCUCACAGCAGGCUCUUGUACGUGCAAAUGACAAGUAGUGAGAGCUUAAGCCCUGUGAAGCCAGCAGCCCUGAUACCUCACAGUGGUCCUGCCAAGACAGCACACGCUAGCCAGAAGCCAAACACACACUUGGACAGUGGCAAACCGACCCGAUGCCUCGCCCUCUCUCUGUCCCGAGAACAUCACACCGACCCGCGCGGCCGUUUGAAGGUGCAAUACGUAGCAUGUCGACGUCAAUAAACCAUCACCACACUUAACGAGGUCGGGGAGUGACAGGUUACAGUGACUGAAUCUUUCUUUUUUUUUGUUGUUGUUGUUAAAUUGGUUACUGAUCAAAACGUUGGUGAUUACAAAAGGGGUUACGUUGGAAUAUCUUUACCAGGAAAAAGCAAACAUGUAGAAUAUAACACUCAUUCUGCUGCCUGUCAUAUUUUCGCUGUGCAGGCAUGCUGCGUUGAAGUGCCAUGGGAAAUAUAGGAAUUACUAGCAGAACACACGUGACUGAGAAAAUACAACGGUGAGACAACCUAAAUCCUUGGUUGUGCUUUUAAAGUUGAAAUAUUGCAAUCUUAAUUUGUGUUAUAUUGAAGAACUUUUCAUAAAAUUUUUUUGGCAGGAAUCAGCAUCAAGCACCGUUAUAAGGUUUACUCCUCCAGCUUUGCCUGGUUUAAAACAUUUUUUUUAGAAAAGUAGUCAAAUGCUUAUUACAUUUAUCUGUAAUCUGUAACCGAUCACAUUUCAAAAACAAGCUUCCUAGCAUUGCACAGAGUUUGAGGUAGUGGUGUAAUGACUGGAAACAAAUAAGGUUCACUUACAUGUAUGUACUUACAUCACAGGUUUCCUCUCGGGAGUCGGUGAUCUGAUGAUGUUUUGUAUAUAAUUUGCAUAUUAAUGAGGAAAAAGUGAUUUACUACUUCAUCUCCUCAGUGCUCUAAGAUGCAGCAUUUAUAUUAACACUACCCAUCUGUUAUGUGAGGACAAGUAUGUUGGCAUAAUAGUUUUUACAUGUUAAUUAGUUAAUUAGCUGAAUGUAUGCGCUCAUUAGCAUAACGUAUUGUUGGAUAUGUUUCACAUGUUGUGGUCGUUAUGGACGGACAUCAGGCAGCUCCAGUGCCUCUUGUACAUUGUGAACCACCACGUCUGAUUUCGUGGGAAAUCUUUUUCAUUGCUUUACGACGCAAAGGUGUUUUGCUUUAGGGUACGAAACCCGUUGUUGCAAAUAAUGCGCAACUUUAUUCAAGUUCUCCCAAUCAAACUGCACAGUUUUAUCUUCAUGUUAUCUUACCUCAUCAACAUGCACAGUGGCUGCUAUCAAGGGCCGAGGCGCUCGUCCUCGCUCUGUGACGGGAGGCGGUGGAUUUACGGAAAGCGUGCUCUUCGUUUUGAACAAAAAGCAAAAUGCUACAUGUAGCACCUUUUAACACCGCCGUGCUUAUUGGCAAACCUAAUCUGGCGAAACCUGAGUAUUUAGUCGCACCGUAAAUUGUGGUGAAUUUGGCGUACAGGUGAUCCACCGAGCAACAGUUUAUUUCAAUAAGGUCUCAACUUUUUGAACUGACGUACGUGGCGCACUACUGCCCGUUUUAGUGGAGGACGAUGGUGAGGGAGACAGCAAACAGAUCUCAAAAUGUAGUGGACUCAGUGCAGCCGGGGUGUAGUAGAUGUUUGCUGGAUCGAAGACUGAACACUAAUGACGCAUAAAACAUUAAUUCAUGUUUGCCAAAUAUGUAUGUAUGUAUGGUUAGCCUUAAACAAGGGAACUGACAGAUUGUUUUUCACGUUUUGUGUGAUGUUCUCUUCGUACGAGAGGGGAUCGGACGUAUCGGGGGCAAAGUGGCAAAUAAACUACAGCAGGCAGGAAACAUUUACCUCAGUCACUCAGCAGCAUCUCUCUCUCUCUCUUUCUGUCUCUCUCUCUCUCUCUCUCUCUCUCUCACUCUCUCUCCACUAACUCCUGGCUAUACCUUAUGGUAGAAAAAAGACUGAACUGGGAGAGAUUUAUUUUCUUUCAAAGAGAAAUUACUAUUGAUAAUGAUACCUAUAACAAUAAUAUUGAUGGGAAAAAAAUAAUAAUGACGGAAUAAUGGUAUUAAUUUUAUUAUUUUUUUGUUUUUGUUUGUUUGUUUUUAAGAUACCUUUUUAUUUUGUAUGCUUACUCCAUGUACGUGUAACUCUUGUUCCAGCCCGAUCCUGUAUUUCGUUUGAAAUUUCUUUGUGCCUUUUUAUUUUUGGGAAAAAAAAAGAAGAAAAAGGAAGAAAAAAAAAAAGGAUUAUAAUAAUGCCUCAUUCUCAAGGCUACCCCUCACCCUCUCUCUCAUGCUGUCCUCUCCUCCUCAACCUCAUCCUCCAGUCAUUGAGGAAAAGAAAAAAAAAAAAACACAGAAAUAGCAGAAAAAAAAACAAAACACGAAAAUGUUAAUGAGAAAUACCUACUUUUUCUACUUGUGCCUUUCUGUGUCUGUCGUCUCCUCUCGCCAUCAGCCUGCGUUCGUAUCGCUCUGUCUUUCUUUGUCAUUCAGUUAAGAGCUUGCCUGUUUAUUUCUUCUUCAGUUGACCCGACCCGACCCCCCCGUUGUUGACAUUUCAACCGGUCUCUCUCAUAUUUCUUUGCUUGGAGUCAUGUAUUUGUCUGUAUACGCACCUUUACCCCCUCCCUCCCUCCCCGGUCAUCAUGUUCUGUGUCCUUUUCUCAGUUUUAAAACUCUUUGUGCCUUUCUCUGUCUCUUUUCUCUCUUUGCUGGGACCGUGUGUUGAGGGCGGGCGAUGUUGUCCACCCUGUGUGGUUAGUUUCAGGUACUACAUUGAAUUUAAUGAUAAUGAUAUAAUAUAAAUAUAGUGAAACAUA
Messenger RNA from Myripristis murdjan (pinecone soldierfish), 6908 nucleotides. It is a transcript of the gene sh2b1, whose product is annotated as SH2B adaptor protein 1. Gene Ontology annotation, biological process: intracellular signal transduction. The transcript is spliced from 10 exons. Gene Ontology annotation, cellular component: plasma membrane. Gene Ontology annotation, molecular function: transmembrane receptor protein tyrosine kinase adaptor activity. Bases 670 to 3345 code for a protein of 891 amino acids. The record is from RefSeq and is a predicted model, not a curated record. Lineage: Eukaryota; Metazoa; Chordata; Actinopteri; Holocentriformes; Holocentridae.